Molecule: messenger RNA, 1395 nt
Organism: Spea bombifrons (plains spadefoot toad)
Lineage: Eukaryota; Metazoa; Chordata; Amphibia; Anura; Pelobatidae
Gene: SH2D7
Product: SH2 domain containing 7
Exons: 6
Coding region: 1-1395 (464 amino acids)
Cellular component (GO): cytoplasm
Source: RefSeq, a predicted model, not a curated record
AUGGAGAGAUGCACAAAGCUGGCCGGAAUGCUCAGACCUGAUGAAAAAUCGGAACAGAGUGAAAGCGAAUCUCUACCUGAGUGGUUUCAUGGUCUCAUGUCAAGACGGGAAGCAGAUGACCUUCUGAAAAACCAGGAGACGGGCAGGUUCCUUAUCAGAUUAAGCCAAAGGACCUUUGGUUAUAUCUUGUCCUAUAAGGGGAAAGAAAGAUGCCGCCAUUAUAUCAUAAACCAGCUGAAAAAUGGGAGGCUGGUGGUGUCAGGUGACUGCUGCUCACAUAACAGUCUACCUGCGCUUAUAAGCCAUUACCAGAACUCACCUAUUGAUCCUUAUGGAGAGAAACUAACAGAAACCUUCAUCAAGUUUUCUGAUUAUAACAAAUAUGACGAGAUAAGUUCAAUAAAUGAAGACAAGAAUAGUUUGAGAAAUGCCAAUUCUCUUCCUCAAAAGAAGAUGCCAGACACCCCCCUUAAAAAUAAGAGAGAGGGGAAUGCCCAAGAAAAACGCACUGGGUCCCGUGGUGAAGACACUGCACCACCAUUACCAGAAAGAAGCAGCAAUCUGCUUGAAGAUGCGGAAGAUGAUGAUGAUGAGGUGUAUUCCAAGCCUAGGAAAUGCCUAGUGGGAAGCCCCAGUAAUGCCAGUGGCCUAACAGUGCCAGCAAAGCAACAAGAGCACAAGUCAAAAGAAGGGGUUUAUUCUCAAUGUCAGAAAACUGAUGUUGUCUAUUCGUUGGCAAAAGAGGCACAAGUUAAUCGAAAGAACAUGUUGAAGAAUAACAUUCCACAGGUUGUGUAUUCUGAAGUAAUGUUGGACAAGAGCCUACCUUUUGCGCUGGGGCAUUUACAGAGCUCCUCCCAUUCUUCAUCGACAAGUCAAGAAGCUCAGAGAGUAGAUACUAAAGUAAAAGAAGUUUCACAAUAUAAAGUUCUGGAAAUGAAAUUUGCAUCAUCGCUCCAGUGCACAGACAUGGUUAAUACAUUUCGUAAUGCAGCAUUGAAUGGCCCCCUGUUGCAUGGAAGAGUUGAGAUGGCUGCUGGCUCUUCCAUGCAUUCUGCCACAGUUUCCCAAUCUGAUCUUGGGAGUACAUAUGAACAAAUACCGUUUAAGCGUUUAAAUGCCAUGGGUGAUUGCCAUUCUAUGGACCAAAUAUCCAAUAUCUCAAUUUCUUGCAAAACCACCACCCAAACUUCCAAGGAGGUCAUAUCUGAAAACUUAUAUGAAAGGGUGCCUCUUCAGAGCACAUUGGAAGAUAACACUUAUGAGAUGGUUACAAGAGGUUUUACAGAGCCUACAGUGAAAAAACAGAAUGUAAUUCGGAAGGGGACGCAGAUGCCCAGCAGGGUCCCCUUGGCGGUACAAGCACGGGUAAGUAGUGGACUCCUGCAGAAGUGA